AUGACCAACAACAUGAAAGAUCCAGAUACCAUCACUCGCGAUGCAGAAAGCAGCUCAAGCCCUCAGCUCUUAGUGAAAGAAAAAGACGAGGAGAUUGUACCCGUCUCUGAGCAAUUGGAUGACCCAAAUGACCCGACUAAAUUUUGGAACCAUUAUAAUUGUUCCUGGCAUACCUCUUAUUCUUUCAGAGUCAACGUAUCUGGGAGCCUAUAUCAACCUUUAAUAGUUUCCAUCUGGGAACUCGGUGAAGGUGUCGGGUUCUUUGUGGUUGGGCCUUUAUCAGAAAGAUAUGGUCGGAACAUCGUCUACCAUGUCGGAAAUGUCCUCUUCAUUCUCUGCUCUGUUGCGUCAGCUCUGAGUGUCAAUGUCUCCAUGCUGGUGGCCUUCCGUUUUAUCAAUGGUAUGGCAGUCACCGUUCUCACUCUUUCGCCGAGUAUCAUUGAAGAACUCUUUUCCGUGAAGAACGAGGGAAAGCAGUCUCAGGGGAGUCAAAACUCUGAACCGCAUAGUCCUUCUGCUCAGGAAAUUCUUCACGAUAGACCAUCACAAGAGACGAAGCUUCAAAGCUUUCUGCGCCCAGUGCGCUUACUCUUCUCUUCGCCAGUUGUUCUUGUGACCUCGGCUUUUUACAUCACUCGUUUACGGUUUCUCUUAUCUUAUCUUGACUUUCUGGCGGAGAUCAUGGAGGAGACAUACGGAUUCAUCUCAGGAUCUGCAGGAUUAACCUUUCUCGGUCGAGCCAUUGGUAACCUCAUUGGUCUAGGCUUGUACGGCCUUACCUCUGAUCGCUAUCUUGAAUAUCGGCGACAGAAAGUUGGUGAUUCGAUCCCUGAAGACCGUCUACCAUUAAUGGUUCUAGGGACCGCUUUAUUACCCGUUGGCCUCUUUCUCUACGGCUGGACAUCACAUUUCCAUGUCCAGUGGAGUGUACCUCUGAUUGGAACCGGCAUUGUGGGAUUCAGCAUGCUGUUGACGAAACUGCCAACAGAUAAUUAUCUCGUGGAUGCAUUUGCACCACAGGGAACAUCUGCAUCAAUAUUAUCUGCAGAUGCCACGUUGAAAGCCUUGUUUGGAGCGGUUUCCCCGUUGCUUGGUCCGUCUUUAUACAGGAAUUUGGGCCUUGGAUGGGGCAACUCACUCUUGGCCUUUAUUGAGUUGGCGUUUCUACCUCUGUUCAUCAUAUUGUGGCGGGAGGGUCAGGAGUUGAGAAGGCAAGGAUGGAGCUAUUUGAAGAUCAUGAUGAAACGAAGAUAA
This is a messenger RNA of Penicillium malachiteum, 1254 nucleotides long. RefSeq names its product bicyclomycin resistance protein. Gene Ontology annotation, molecular function: transmembrane transporter activity. The transcript has 4 exons. Gene Ontology annotation, cellular component: membrane. Bases 1 to 1254 code for a protein of 417 amino acids. Gene Ontology annotation, biological process: transmembrane transport. NCBI's taxonomy places the organism in Eukaryota, Fungi, Ascomycota, Eurotiomycetes, Eurotiales, Aspergillaceae. The record is from RefSeq and is a predicted model, not a curated record.